AUGGAGGAUGAGCCCCGUCCAGAUAAAUCUACAUUAAGAACAUCAGAAACAAAAGAUGGAACUACAGAAAAGGAGAGGGAAAUAUGUGUGGAUAAUAAUGCUGGCUCUGUUGAGGGGGUUGACUCUGCUCACAUGCCGUCAUCAUUUAGUUCAGAUUUUCAGGAAUCCACUGCAGAAGGUAUCAGUGACAUAUUGGAAGAACAAACCCUCACAGAAUUUUGUGCAGAGACUCUGGAAAAUGCUGGAGAUGUUGAAGAAGUGCCAGCAGGGGAAGAAACAGAACCACACUUAGAAAUUCAAACACAGAACAUAACGUUUGACUCAACAACCAAUGAAGGAGAAAGAACAGAAGAGAACAUCCAUGAUGUUAGUGUUCUUGUCAAACCAAUUGAAGUCAUUGGAGAUAUUAUUACAGUGAAGAGCAAUGUGACUACUGACUCAGAUUUUCUUCAAAAUGAUACUCCAAUUGAUAGAAACCAGGAAGCACUGAAAGUAUCUGAAAAUGAAAAUGUUGAGAAUGUUUCUACUGUGACUGAUUCUGGUCUUCUCUUGAGAGAUGUUGACACUGUAGGUUCAAGAGAAGCAGACAUAGUUCCUGAAAAAACUGAAAUCAGCAUCAAUCCUGAAGAUUCUCACAGACAGGAGCUACACUCAAAACUGAAUCCAGUUGCUCACAAGCGAAAAGUGGGGUCAACUCGUAGACCUCUUGGAGGGAAAAAAGGCCAAGGAAAAGGAAAAGAACUUCAUGAGGGCAAUGUGACACUUUACAGUGAAAGAAAUAAAGAGGUAGAAACCUUCGAUAUGGAGGAUGAGCCCCGUCCAGAUAAAUCUACAUUAAGAACAUCAGAAACAAAAGAUGGAACUACAGAAAAGGAGAGGGAAAUAUGUGUGGAUAAUAAUGCUGGCUCUGUUGAGGGGGUUGACUCUGCUCACAUGCCGUCAUCAUUUAGUUCUGAUUUUCAGGAAUCCACUGCAGAAGGUAUCAGUGACAUGUUGGAUGAACAAACCUUCACAGAAUUUUGUGCAGAGACCAUGGAAAAUGCUGGAGAUGUUGAAGAAGUGCCAGUAGGGGAAGACACAGAACCACACUUAGAAAUUCAAUCACAGAACAUAACUGGUGAAUCAUCAACCAAUGAAAGAGAAAGAACAGAAGAGAACAUUCAUGAUGUUAGUGUUCUUGUCAAACCAAUUGAAGUUAUUGGAGAUACAAUUACAGUGAAGAGCAAUGUGACUACUCAAUCAGAUUUUCUUCAAAAUGAUACCCCUACUGAUAUAAACCAAGAAGCAUUGAAAGUAUCUGAAAAUGUUGAGAAUGUUUCCACCGUGACUGAUUCUGGUCUUUCCUUGAGAGAUGUUGACACUGUAGGUUCAAGAGAAGCAGACACAGUUCCUGAGAAAACUGAAAUCAACAUCAAUCCUGAAGAUUCUCACAGACUGGAGCUACACUCAAUAUUGAAUCCAGUUGCUCACAAGCGAAAAAUGGGGUCAACUCGUAGACCUCUUGGAGGGAACAAAGGCCAAAGAAAAGGAAAAGAACAUCAUGAUGACAAUGAGACACUUAACAGUGAAAGUAUAAGAAAUAGAGAGGUAGAAAUCUUCGAUAUGGAGUAUGGGCAUGGUCCAGAUAAAUCUACAUUAAGAACAUCAGAGACAAAUGAUGGAACUACCAAAAAAGAGAGGGAAAAAUGUGUGGAGAAUAAAGCUGGCCCUGUUGAGGGGAUUGACUCUGCUCACAUGUCGUCAUCAUGUAGUUCAGAUUUUCAGGCAUCCACUGCAGUAGGUAUCAGUGACAUAUUGGAUGAACAAACCCUCACAGAAUUUUGUGCAGAGACUCUGGAAAAUGCUGGAGAUGUUGAAGAAGUGCCAGUAGUAGAAGGCACAGAACCACAAAUAGAAACUCAAACACAGAACAUAACUUUUGACUCAACAACCAAUGAAGAAGAAAGAACAGAAGAGAACAUCCAUGAUGUUAGUGUUCUUGUCAAACCAAUUGAAGUCAUUGGAGAUAUUAUUACAGUGAAGAGCAAUGUGACUACUGACUCAGAUUUUCUUCAAAAUGAUACUCCCUUUGAUAGAAACCAGGAAGCACUGAAAGUAUCUGAAAAUGAAAAUGUUGAGAAUGUUUUUACUGUGACUGAUUCUGGUCUUCUCUUGAGAGAUGUUGACACUGUAGGUUCAAGAGAAGCAGACAUAGUUCCUGAAAAAUAUGAAAUCAACAUCAAUCCUGAAGAUUCUCACAGACUGGAGCUACACUCAGUAUUGAAUCCAGUUGCUCAAAAGCGAAAAAUGGGGUCAACUCGUAGACCUCUUGGAGGGAACAAAGGCCAAGGAAAAGGAAAAGAACUUCAUGAGGGCAAUGUGACACUUUUCAGUGAAAGAAAUAAAGAGGUAGAAACCUUUGAUAUGGAGGAUGAGCCCCGUCCAGAUAAAUCUACUUUAAGAACAUCAGAAACAAAAGAUGGAACUACAGAAAAGGAGAGGGAAAUAUGUGUGGAUAAUAAUGCUGGCUCUGUUGAGGGGGUUGACUCUGCUCAUAUGCCGUCAUCAUUUAGUUCAGAUUUUCAGGAAUCCACUGCAGAAGGUAUCAGUGACAUAUUGGAAGAACAAACCCUCACAGGAUUUUGUGCAGAGACUCUGGAAAAUUCUGUAGAUGUUGAAGAAGUGCCAGCAGGGGAAGAAACAGAACCACACUUAGAAAUUCAAACACAGAACAUAACGUUUGACUCAACAACCAAUGAAGGAGAAAGAACAGGAGAGAACAUCCAUGAUGUUAGUGUUCUUGUCAAACCAAUUGAAGUCAUUGGAGAUAUUAUUACAGUGAAGAGCAAUGUGACUACUGACUCAGAUUUUCUUCAAAAUGAUACUCCAAUUGAUAGAAACCAGGAAGCACUGAAAGUAUCUGAAAAUGAAAAUGUUGAGAAUGUUUCUACUGUGACUGAUUCUGGUCUUCUCUUGAGAGAUGUUGACACUGUAGGUUCAAGAGAAGCAGACAUAGUUCCUGAAAAAACUGAAAUCAGCAUCAAUCCUGAAGAUUCUCACAGACAGGAGCUACACUCAAAACUGAAUCCAGUUGCUCACAAGCGAAAAGUGGGGUCAACUCGUAGACCUCUUGGAGGGAAAAAAGGCCAAGGAAAAGGAAAAGAACUUCAUGAGGGCAAUGUGACACUUUACAGUGAAAGAAAUAAAGAGGUAGAAACCUUCGAUAUGGAGGAUGAGCCCCGUCCAGAUAAAUCUACAUUAAGAACAUCAGAAACAAAAGAUGGAACUACAGAAAAGGAGAGGGAAAUAUGUGUGGAUAAUAAUGCUGGCUCUGUUGAGGGGGUUGACUCUGCUCACAUGCCGUCAUCAUUUAGUUCUGAUUUUCAGGAAUCCACUGCAGAAGGUAUCAGUGACAUGUUGGAUGAACAAACCUUCACAGAAUUUUGUGCAGAGACCAUGGAAAAUGCUGGAGAUGUUGAAGAAGUGCCAGUAGGGGAAGACACAGAACCACACUUAGAAAUUCAAUCACAGAACAUAACUGGUGAAUCAUCAACCAAUGAAAGAGAAAGAACAGAAGAGAACAUUCAUGAUGUUAGUGUUCUUGUCAAACCAAUUGAAGUUAUUGGAGAUACAAUUACAGUGAAGAGCAAUGUGACUACUCAAUCAGAUUUUCUUCAAAAUGAUACCCCUACUGAUAUAAACCAAGAAGCAUUGAAAGUAUCUGAAAAUGUUGAGAAUGUUUCCACCGUGACUGAUUCUGGUCUUUCCUUGAGAGAUGUUGACACUGUAGGUUCAAGAGAAGCAGACACAGUUCCUGAGAAAACUGAAAUCAACAUCAAUCCUGAAGAUUCUCACAGACUGGAGCUACACUCAAUAUUGAAUCCAGUUGCUCACAAGCGAAAAAUGGGGUCAACUCGUAGACCUCUUGGAGGGAACAAAGGCCAAAGAAAAGGAAAAGAACAUCAUGAUGACAAUGAGACACUUAACAGUGAAAGUAUAAGAAAUAGAGAGGUAGAAAUCUUCGAUAUGGAGUAUGGGCAUGGUCCAGAUAAAUCUACAUUAAGAACAUCAGAGACAAAUGAUGGAACUACCAAAAAAGAGAGGGAAAAAUGUGUGGAGAAUAAAGCUGGCCCUGUUGAGGGGAUUGACUCUGCUCACAUGUCGUCAUCAUGUAGUUCAGAUUUUCAGGCAUCCACUGCAGUAGGUAUCAGUGACAUAUUGGAUGAACAAACCCUCACAGAAUUUUGUGCAGAGACUCUGGAAAAUGCUGGAGAUGUUGAAGAAGUGCCAGUAGUAGAAGGCACAGAACCACAAAUAGAAACUCAAACACAGAACAUAACUUUUGACUCAACAACCAAUGAAGAAGAAAGAACAGAAGAGAACAUCCAUGAUGUUAGUGUUCUUGUCAAACCAAUUGAAGUCAUUGGAGAUAUUAUUACAGUGAAGAGCAAUGUGACUACUGACUCAGAUUUUCUUCAAAAUGAUACUCCCUUUGAUAGAAACCAGGAAGCACUGAAAGUAUCUGAAAAUGAAAAUGUUGAGAAUGUUUUUACUGUGACUGAUUCUGGUCUUCUCUUGAGAGAUGUUGACACUGUAGGUUCAAGAGAAGCAGACAUAGUUCCUGAAAAAACUGAAAUCAGCAUCAAUCCUGAAGAUUCUCACAGACAGGAGCUACACUCAAAACUGAAUCCAGUUGCUCACAAGCGAAAAGUGGGGUCAACUCGUAGACCUCUUGGAGGGAAAAAAGGCCAAGGAAAAGGAAAAGAACUUCAUGAGGGCAAUGUGACACUUUACAGUGAAAGAAAUAAAGAGGUAGAAACCUUCGAUAUGGAGGAUGAGCCCCGUCCAGAUAAAUCUACAUUAAGAACAUCAGAAACAAAAGAUGGAACUACAGAAAAGGAGAGGGAAAUAUGUGUGGAUAAUAAUGCUGGCUCUGUUGAGGGGGUUGACUCUGCUCACAUGCCGUCAUCAUUUAGUUCUGAUUUUCAGGAAUCCACUGCAGAAGGUAUCAGUGACAUGUUGGAUGAACAAACCUUCACAGAAUUUUGUGCAGAGACCAUGGAAAAUGCUGGAGAUGUUGAAGAAGUGCCAGUAGGGGAAGACACAGAACCACACUUAGAAAUUCAAUCACAGAACAUAACUGGUGAAUCAUCAACCAAUGAAAGAGAAAGAACAGAAGAGAACAUUCAUGAUGUUAGUGUUCUUGUCAAACCAAUUGAAGUUAUUGGAGAUACAAUUACAGUGAAGAGCAAUGUGACUACUCAAUCAGAUUUUCUUCAAAAUGAUACCCCUACUGAUAUAAACCAAGAAGCAUUGAAAGUAUCUGAAAAUGUUGAGAAUGUUUCCACCGUGACUGAUUCUGGUCUUUCCUUGAGAGAUGUUGACACUGUAGGUUCAAGAGAAGCAGACACAGUUCCUGAGAAAACUGAAAUCAACAUCAAUCCUGAAGAUUCUCACAGACUGGAGCUACACUCAAUAUUGAAUCCAGUUGCUCACAAGCGAAAAAUGGGGUCAACUCGUAGACCUCUUGGAGGGAACAAAGACCAAAGAAAAGGAAAAGAACAUCAUGAUGACAAUGAGACACUUAACAGUGAAAGUAUAAGAAAUAGAGAGGUAGAAAUCUUCGAUAUGGAGGAUGUGCAUGGUCCAGAUAAAUCUACAUUAAGAACAUCAGAGACAAAAGAUGGAACUACAGAAAAGGAGAGGGAAAUAUGUGUGGAGAAUAAUGCUGGCCCUGUUGAGGGGGUUGACUCUGCUCACAUGUCGUCAUCAUUUAGUUCCGAUUUUCAGGAAUCCACUGCAGAAGGUAUCAGUGACAUAUUGGAUGAACAAACCUUCACAGAAUUUUAUGCAGAGUCCCUGGAAAAUGCUGGAGAUGUUGAAGAAAUGCCAGUAGGGGAAGACACAGAACCACACUUAGAAAUUCAAUCACAGAACAUAACUGUUGAAUCAUCAACCAAUGAAGGAGAAAGAACAGAAGAGAACAUUCAUGAUGUUAGUGUUCUUGUCAAAGCAAUUGAAGUCAUUGGAGAUAUUAUUACAGUGAAGAGCAAUGUGACUACUCAAUCAGAUUUUCUUCAAAAUGAUACACCUACUGAUAUAAACCAAGAAGCAUUGAAAGUAUCUGAAAAUGUUGAGAAUGUUUCCACCGUGACUGAUUCUGGUCUUUCCUUGAGAGAUGUUGACACUGUAGAUUCAAGAGAAGCUGACACAUUUCCUGAGAAAACUGAAAUCAACAUCAAUCCUGAAGAUUCUCACAGACUGGAGCUACACUCAGUAUUGAAUCCAGUUGCUCACAAGCUAAAAAUGGGGUCAACUCGUAGACCUCUUGGAGGGAACAAAGGCCAAAGAAAAGGAAAAGAAUAUCAUGAUGACAAUGAGACACUUAACAGUGAAAGUAUAAGAAAUAGAGAGGUAGAAAUCUUCGAUAUGGAGGAUGAGCAUGGUCCAGAUAAAUCUACAUUAAGAACAUCAGAGACAAAAGAUGGAACUACCAAAAAAGAGAGGGAAAAAUGUGUGGAGAAUAAAGCUGGCCCUGUUGAGGGGAUUGACUCUGCUCACAUGUCGUCAUCAUGUAGUUCAGAUUUUCAGGCAUCCACUGCAGUAGGUAUCAGUGACAUAUUGGAAGAACAAACCCUCACAGAAUUUUGUGCAGAGACUCUGGAAAUUGCUGGAGAUGUUGAAGAAGUGCCAGUAGUGGAAGGCACAGAACCACAAAUAGAAACUCAAACACAGACCAUAACUUUUGACUCAACAACCAAUGAAGGAGAAAGAACAGAAGAGAACAUUCAUGAUGUUAGUGUUCUUGUCAAAGCAAUUGAAGUUAUUGGAGAUACAAUUACAGUGAAGAGCAAUGUGACUACUGACUCAGAUUUUCUUCAAAAUGAUACUCCAAUUGAUAGAAACCAGGAAGCACUGAAAGUAUCUAAAAAUGAAAAUGUUGAGAAUGUUUCUACUGUGACUGAUUCUGGUCUUCUCUUGAGAGAUGUUGACACUGUAGGUUCAAGAGAAGCAGUCACAGUUCCUGAGAAAACUGAAAUCAGCAUCAUUCCUGAAGAUUCUCACAGACAGGAGGUACACUCAAAAUUGAUUCCGACGGUUCACAAGCGUAAAAUGGGGUCAACUCGUAGACCUCUUGGAGGGAACAAAGGCCAAAGAAAAGGAAAAGAACAUCAUGAUGACAAAGAGACAUUUAUCAGUGAAAGUAUUUUCAAUAAAGAUAAAGAAGUGUUCAGUUUGGAGGAUGAGCACAGUCCUGAUAAAUCUACAUUUAGGAGCUCAGAAACAGAAUAUGGAGAUAUAGAACUGGAGAAGGAAAUGGGUGUGAAGAAUGAUUCUGGUGCUGUUAAAGGAUUUGACUCUGCUCACAUGCCGUCAUCAUUUAGUUCUGAUUUUCAGGAAUCCACUGCAGAAGGUAUCAGUGACAUGUUGGAUGAACAAACCCUCACAGAAUUUCAGGCAGAGUCUCAGGAUAAUGCUGGAGAUGUUGAAGGAGUGCCAGUGGGGUGUCAAAAAAGUUAUUAG
Myxocyprinus asiaticus (Chinese sucker) is the source of this 7503-nucleotide messenger RNA. RefSeq lists its product as uncharacterized. Lineage: Eukaryota; Metazoa; Chordata; Actinopteri; Cypriniformes; Catostomidae. The record is from RefSeq and is a predicted model, not a curated record. Bases 1 to 7503 code for a protein of 2500 amino acids. The transcript has 3 exons.